Messenger RNA from Gossypium arboreum, 1083 nucleotides. Its product is annotated as LIM domain-containing protein PLIM2b-like. Gene Ontology annotation, molecular function: actin filament binding. The transcript is spliced from 5 exons. Gene Ontology annotation, cellular component: plasma membrane; actin cytoskeleton. Lineage: Eukaryota; Viridiplantae; Streptophyta; Magnoliopsida; Malvales; Malvaceae. The record is from RefSeq and is a predicted model, not a curated record. Gene Ontology annotation, biological process: actin filament bundle assembly. Bases 236 to 856 code for a protein of 206 amino acids.
UUAACUUCCCAAAUUAUGAGAUAAUAAUAGUGGGAUCUCCCACCUCAACACUACCAAAAUUACCCAAUUGCAAAAUGGGUUAAAAUAAGCCCUUAUCUCAUUUGUAAGAAAGUGAUAGACAAAAGGGCAAAAAACCUACUCACUUUCUUUUGUCAAACAUUAUAUAUUUCCAUUGUUUCAAUAACAUCUUACAAAGAGCUUUUUCCUUUUUCUUUUAGUUUCUGGAAUCAAGGAAAUGUCAUUCACUGGAACAAUUGACAAAUGCAAGGCUUGUGAUAAGACUGUACAUGUUGUGGAUAUGUUGACUCUCGAAGGAGUUCCAUACCAUAAAACAUGCUUCAAAUGUAGCCAUUGCAAGGGAAAUCUUGUGAUGAGCACUUACUCCUCCAUAGAUGGAGUUCUUUACUGCAAGCCUCAUUUUGAGCAACUUUUUAAGGAAUCAGGCAAUUUCAGCAAAAAUUUCCUAACAGGUUUAAGACCCAUUUUCAAAACCGAGAAGCAAAAUGAAACGAAUAAAACUUCUAGUAAAUUUUCAUCAAUGUUCUGUGGAACCCAAGACAAAUGUGCCUCGUGCGAGAAGACAGUGUAUCCAUUAGAGAAGGUGACCAUGGAAGGGGAAUGUUUCCACAAAUCAUGUUUCAAAUGUGCUCACGGAGGGUGUCACUUGACACACUCUUCGUAUGCGGCUUUAAACGGGGUCUUAUAUUGUAAGCACCAUUUUUCUCAACUUUUCAUGGAGAAAGGGAACUACAAUCACGUUCUCGAGGCUGCUACACAUAAGAGAAACAACUCCGCGGCAUCGAUCGAACAUGGCGAUAAUGAAUCAGAAGAAACUCCAACAAUUGAAGAAACUUAAUCUUGAAAAAUUACAUAACACUAACACGACAUCAUUCUUACAAUUUGUCUCUAUAAUUUUUUUUUUAAAAAAGAAAGCAAUAUAGUUUGAUUGGGUAUACAAUCUCAUCAAAGUUGAAUUUAUUUGUUGACUAGUUUAUUCACAAUUGUGGACCAACAUGUUUAUGUAACUCAAACAAGAUCAUUACCUAAUAUUAUAUACAUUGAAUUUUUUUUGACAAAUAAAAA